Alternaria hordeiaustralica is the source of this 945-nucleotide messenger RNA. RefSeq lists its product as uncharacterized. Lineage: Eukaryota; Fungi; Ascomycota; Dothideomycetes; Pleosporales; Pleosporaceae. The record is from RefSeq and is a predicted model, not a curated record. The transcript has 2 exons. Bases 1 to 945 code for a protein of 314 amino acids. Gene Ontology annotation, molecular function: ATP binding; protein kinase activity. Gene Ontology annotation, biological process: protein phosphorylation.
AUGAACGCGGCAAUGACAUUUCAUGCUAAAAGCUGGAAGGACGGGAAACCCACCGACGAGGACAUAUUCGUACCAGAGGGGUUCGUCUGGUAUACCAUCAAAGCGCUCGCGACUGCUUGUCUGGUGCUUCGCGAAGGCACCAUCGAUGGCACUACGGUUGAUGGCUGGAGACCCAUCACCCACUUGGAUUUGCAGUUACCAAACAUACUUUUGAAUGUUUAUACUCCACAGAUUCCGGAAGCCAAAGGAAAGUCAAAAGCGGGCUCCUCCAAGAGUGCUAGACUCAACCGUGCCGACGCUGACGAUUGGAGGGCUAGAGAGCCUCCCGUGAUGCCUGUUCUCGCAGACUUUGGUAUUUCCUUCUUCAGUCCGGAUCGUGGCAACUGUCCGAUUACCGACAAUCCUGACGACUAUGUCAUCCACGAAACUGACACGCGAUAUCCUCCUGAAAUGCACCAACAAGAGGAACCGUACUAUCUCGAGUUGGGUGAAAGAACUGAUGUUUGGGGCAUCGGUCACAUCGCAUGGAGGCUCUUAUGUAAUAAGCAAGUUGAUGUAUUUGGUCCGAUUCGUUGCGACACAAAACCUUCGCGCAGCACGAAAAAAGAUGACCAGCACAAAAUCCCGUUAGCCCUUAGACAUGAGCACAACGUCCGUCCCAAUGAUGACAAAAGUGUACUCGCAGAGAAGAGCACUGCACAAUAUACAGCUGGGAAGUACGGGCGAGAAGUCAAAGAGUUGGUGCGGAGGUGCUUGAACUUCGAUCAUAAUCUCAGACCGACUCUAAGAGAAAUCCUUGCUGAGGUCGAUCAAUCAUUCUCGGAUGACGACGUCUUGACAGACCAGAUCAAGGACAAAGACGGGCUACAACUCAUUCUGCCAGAUACUCCCGAGUUCGCCAUUGGACAGCCAGUCGACGCAGCUAAAAGAAGGGGACGUGAAUGA